AUGGACAAUUCAGAUCCUGUGAACAGUGGUGCAGAUCGAUUGGGCUUGCCCAAUGGUCGUUACAGUAGUUCUAAUGAUAAUGCGAUGGAUGAAGCGAAAGCGCAAUAUUCAAAGGUCAGAAGUGCUUUUAACAAUCUGCGCCGUCUUGUCACCAAAAGAAACGCACCCGCCACCCAGACCAACAAGAAACGCAGUCUUUUUGGGAAAGAAUCACUGAACGAAUUCACUAAGGGAAUUCACCCCGAAAUUCGGUUGCGGCUGUCACACAAGAAUAUCGGCGUAUCGAAUUCAAAAGUUGUGAAGGUUAUUGUGAAGGAGGACCCUGCCGAUGGACCGAUCAGUAGUGGUGGUUCAGUAACAGGAUUUAGUUUCAUACAACAACGGCGAUAUGACGAUACUGAUCAGGAGGAAGCAGGGGACCAGUUGGUCACCAUCCGUGAGUAUGAGAAGAUAAGUAAACACAUCUAUAUGGUACCUAACCACAUUAUUGUUGAUCAUUCCUGUAAACAAACAUUACAACAACCGGUUCGACGGGCUCCACAGUUAAAAUGCAAACGUUUGGUCGCCCAUCCAGGUGACAUCGUUGGUAACACCUCGACUGGUGAUGAAUCGCUUGAAAUCCAGCUGCCAAGCUCGGCGAGCAGACCGACAACCAAACAGCGCAACCGAACUAUCUAUAUUCCACAACACUGCCGAUUACAAAAACCAGUAUCUCACUUGAUAACCAAACCAACUUAUGAAUCACUGAAGACUUCUGACAUUGAAGUGUCCAUUGGCCAUUGGAUAUGCACUGCUGACGAGCUCUAA
This is a messenger RNA of Opisthorchis viverrini, 807 nucleotides long. RefSeq lists its product as hypothetical. The coding region runs from base 1 to 807 and encodes 268 amino acids. NCBI's taxonomy places the organism in Eukaryota, Metazoa, Platyhelminthes, Trematoda, Opisthorchiida, Opisthorchiidae. The transcript has 6 exons. The record is from RefSeq and is a predicted model, not a curated record.